Puntigrus tetrazona (Sumatra barb) is the source of this 963-nucleotide messenger RNA. Its product is annotated as olfactory receptor 6N1-like. Gene Ontology annotation, molecular function: G protein-coupled receptor activity; olfactory receptor activity. The record is from RefSeq and is a predicted model, not a curated record. Gene Ontology annotation, cellular component: membrane. Gene Ontology annotation, biological process: G protein-coupled receptor signaling pathway. Lineage: Eukaryota; Metazoa; Chordata; Actinopteri; Cypriniformes; Cyprinidae.
AUGUCAGUGGGAAACAUCAGCUUUGUAAAGGAGUUUGUCAUAGUCGGCUUUCCUGGACUUCAGCCUCCUUAUUAUGUCGUUGUAUCAGCACUUCUGUUUUUUGUCUAUGUUUGUACAUUGGCUGGAAAUAGUAUAUUUUUUAUUUUAUUUAUAAUGACUAAGAGUCUUAAAAAACCUGUUUAUUAUUGCAUUAUAAAUCUAGUCGUAUGUGAUGUACUAUUCAGCACCACAACAUUACCAAAGAUAAUCAGCAGGUACUGGUUUCAAGAUGGAACCAUUUCAUUCUUGGGUUGUUUUGUUCAGAUGUUCUUUGUGCAUUAUUUAGGUAGCGUUGGUUCUUAUGUUCUAGCUGUAAUGGCUAUAGAUCGAUAUGCUGCAAUUUGUUACCCGCUUCAGUAUCAUAGUCUCAUGACAAACCAAAAUGUAAUCAAUCUGAUCCUGGGCUGUUGGAUUUUGGGUUUAGUGGGUCCUUUAAUGAUAGUAAUUAGAGCUUAUCCUCUCCCUUAUUGUGCAGAAAACACCAUUAUACACUGUUACUGUGAUCAUGUCUCCAUCACAACACUGGCAUGCACAGACAGAUCACUAUAUAGUAUUCCAGCUCUAAUCAACGCUCUUGUAGUACUGCUGGGCUCUCUUGCUGUUAUCAUUUACUCUUACUGCUCCAUCUUUGUGGCAGUUAUGCGAAUUUCAAGCACUCAAGGAAGGAUAAAGACUUUCUCCACCUGCAGUCCUCAGCUCAUCAUAAUUGCUCUCUUUUUCUUACCUAGGUGUUUUAUUUAUUUGUCUAGUAACAUUGGUAUUAAGUUGAGCACUGAUUUGCGAUUAAUUAUUGUUAUGAUGUAUAGUUUGUUGCCGCCCAUGAUCAACCCCCUCAUUUACUGUUUAAGAACAGAAACAGUGAAAAAGAUCUUAAGAAGUCAAUUUCAGAAGAGGAAAAUUGCCAUGUCUUUACAUUUGCUCUGA